Opisthorchis viverrini is the source of this 2715-nucleotide messenger RNA. RefSeq lists its product as hypothetical. The coding region runs from base 31 to 2715 and encodes 894 amino acids. The transcript has 18 exons. Gene Ontology annotation, molecular function: protein binding. NCBI's taxonomy places the organism in Eukaryota, Metazoa, Platyhelminthes, Trematoda, Opisthorchiida, Opisthorchiidae. The record is from RefSeq and is a predicted model, not a curated record.
CUGUUAAAUAACAUAGGAGAUUUUUCAAAAAUGUUGGAACAUAUAUCCAUUUUAUUGCAAUCUUCAAACAAGUGGCUUUCCAGCAAUGCAGCUCUGGUGCUAGCUCGAUUGUCCAUCUCAGACACAGGCUUACAUAUGAUAAUAACCAAGCCACAGAUAUCUGACAUCAUUGUACAUUUGAUAAACUGCCUCGGAGUGGAUGAAGCAGGGUGUGGCAUGAACUGCGCCUUCAUACUUGGAAGAAUAUGUGAUUCCGAUUAUGGCAUAAAGAAGGUCCUGGAUGCACCAAACAAGGAACUGAUGGUACUUACUGGUCUCAGAAUCAUGCUCGCCGAUGUUCCACUGGCUGGAUCCAAUUGGGGUGCAUGCAAGAAUGCCUGCUUCUGCCUCAGCUGUUUGGCCGGCACACACGAGGGUCAUGACUGGAUCUUUCGAUUUCCGAAAUUCUUUACGGGUGACGACUACUUUUUCACCUGCGAGGGAGACGAUGGUCGACAGUUUCCGGAUGUUUCAGCUGAGCAGCAAGACAAUGAUGUGCAACCUUGUUGCGCUCUAGCUUCAUUGGCUCGACUGUUGAACGUGACCAAUGCAGAAACCUCUUGGUUUGCGGCAAUGGUGGUCCGCUCGCUGAUUAGUCAGAUGAAAGGCCUCGUGAUUCUGCGCCGGUAUCAGCCACUUAUGGUGGCACUACAGGAUUGUUUGGUGUCUCCUCGAGCGACACCAGAACUUUUGAACGAAGUCAGGACAGUACUCCUGUUAAUGAGUCCUCUCUCGGCCCCACCAAGGCCACGCAUUGUGGCUUAUGGAUCAACGUCUGCCUUGGUUCGAUGGACAAAUGUGGAGGCACCAAACGGUUAUCAAGUUACCUAUCAGCUUUAUUUUCAAGCUGAAGGCACUUCUGAAUGGAAGUUGGUAUACUCUGGAAACAACCUCGAAACAAGAGUUCGGGAUCUUCAGCCUUAUACCAGGUAUCUCAUCACAUUGCGGUGUUCGAAUGAUGUUGAACAAGGACCACUAUCUGAACCGACUGUAUUCAGGACAGAAGAAGCAACUCCGUCAGCACCAACUGACCUUCAUGCGGCAACCGUUACAACCAAUCAGGUUCGGCUAAUCUGGUCUCCACCGAUACAGUUAAACGGAUCUCUCCAUCAUUACACGGUGCGUGUUGAAUGUGCGGAAAAACGUCCAAACAGUCCAAGAAUGAGGUCAAACGGUCUUCAGUCAAAGCUCUCAUCAAACAUACGUUAUAGUGAGAAGGCUAUGGAGCCCAACGCUAUUAUUUCUGGAUUAUUGCCGAAUACCACCUACACCGUUAUGGUGAGUGCUGUGAAUGGAAAGGGUACCGGACCAGCAGCUACACUGUCCUUACAAACUCUGGAAACAGGUCCACAUUGGCCAGAAAAACCCAUUGUUACAGUACUGGGUCGUUCUGAAGUGACCGUUAACUGGGAGCCACCAAAGUACACUCGAGGGCGCAUUAUGCGAUAUGAAGUUUACAUGAAUCAGGGGAAAUCACCAGUCUAUUCAGGGACAGAACAGCACUGCCGCUUAAUUGGACUUCGACCUGACACAGAAUACACGUUUGUGGUUGCUAUGAUCACAAAUGAAGGCAAGUUUGAAAGCAAACCUGCGAAGCGAAAAACAGCGAAAGAUGGAUAUACACCUUCUCCAAGAGUUCCAUCGCGCAAUAUUCAUGGUCGUCGCAGUUUUCAGUCAGAUAAUUCAAUAUCUCCCGUACAGUUUCCGAAAGUUGAAGUAAAAGUUACUCCACCAAGCAAAGACAAGACAAGAGUCAACGAAAGUCCCGGCAAGUCCACUGAUAACUCUCGGUUGGCCUCACUUUCCAUGCCAUGUCUUGCAUCGAUGACCAAAGCAAAAAGUGCUUGCUUCCAUGGAAAUAGGAAACUUAUGGAAACUCCUACGGUUGCACUCUCUACGCCUAUUCUGAGACAUGAUUCAAGGACACAUUCGGAAGAACUGAAGAAAUCAGCGCCUUGUAAACAGAGUUCUGUGCCAUAUGCCAGUCUGCGGAUGCUCCACUAUUCAACAGACAUGCGCAACCACUCACAGCCAACUUUUUGUCAUAAUCCACCUAAUUUGAACGGACGCUUGUCAACAAAUUACGAAGAGGGUGACAGAUUCAACGAAAAUUUUCAGUAUAAUUCAGAAAUUCAGAGGGAUAUGAAAAGUCCAGAUCCUGAUAAAUCUGGAAAAAUCACAUGUACAUUCGGCAACCUGUGUAGCAACGGAUUUCUUUGCUCAAACAAAAACACUUUUUCCAGGCUACCUCUACGAGGUGGGAAAACCCAGCGUGCUUUGAGUACUGGAUCAGGCAGCCGGUUGGAUCAAAGCCUUUACUCUGCCGGUCGGAGAUCAGCCUCAAGUUAUUUGAAAAUGCCAUUCGGAACGAAAAGAACAAGACCUCCUAUGAAGAAUUGCGAAAUUCUGACAGCCGUCAAUUCGUCAGAUGAUCUGAUGGAGUUAAACAUCAAUCAGUCAAAUAGCUGUCAGCCGGAUGAUUCAUUUUCGGUAGUUGCCCAAGCGGGACUGUCAUCUUCGGUUCAUUUAACACAAGAAGGUGAAGCUACUUACAUUGAGUCAAAUGAACAAUUUGCAUCGGGGAGAAAGAAGUCCCUAGCGCGAAUCGGACUCGAACCUCAAUCCAAUAUCUCCAUCUACUUCUCAUGCGUAAUUGCUCGUCCACGCGGAAAAUAA